AUGUCAGCGACGCCGCCCGACGAUCCGUCUCAAGUGACGGGUAAGCCGUAUCAUAUCAAGAAACCACACAAGAAGACACGGACUGGCUGCGCCAACUGCAAAAAACGCAAAGUUAAGUGCAAUGAAGGCAGGCCCAGCUGCAGCGCCUGUCUGAACAGAAGAGAAAAUUGCGAGUAUCAACAGGCGAUGCCUCUACGGGUCUCGCCGCAGCCGUCUCAACGGGAUAUGCUUCUGCGGCACCCGCGGCCUCAACCUCAACAACCACACCCGCUUGCACUUCUAUCGACGCAUCUCAGAGAGUUCCAGCCGGGUUCGUUUCCUCUGCAGACGCUGCCAGGACCGUAUCCGCCUUCGGCACAAGUCCAGGAGCAGCUGUCGUCAUGGGACUCACCUCCGGUUCUCUCAACGCUUCAGCGCCUGUACCAGCCAUCCAGAUUCCAGAAACUCACAGAACCGCAGAAGCUGAAUCAGCUCGCAGAUAUAAUGGAGUAUGAAUAUGGUAUCUCUAAAGUAUUGGAGAGUCCGCAGUCCGCGAAAUAUUACUCCAGCCCGGAGCAAAUCGAGGCCAUAUACCGAUUGCGAGACAAUGCCCUUUCCGCUUUACUUGACAAGUUCGUUACCAGAAUAAAUAUUCAACCCUAUGAGCCUCAAAAGCGCGCACACCCAUUCUUUAUGCCCCAAGGUUCAGACGGCGCUACUCAGUCGCACUUUUUGCGGCAUUUCAAGUUACAUACCAGCACGUCAUUCAACGUCGAUCCUCAAGACAGGCGACACUCUGACAAUAUUCUUAGAGAGAUUGCCAUUCGCCACAGCUUUGAAUUGACAUCUCUCAUGAAUUGCGUCUUGGCAAUUUCUGCUCUCCAUAUAAAACAGAGAGAAAUCGCAGGAGAUCCUGACUUGAUAUCACGAUUGGCUGAUGAGUACUCCCAUGUUGCAACCAUGCAGUUCCUAAUGGACAUGGAGGUGGCCGACCCGGAGUCCUUCCCACAUCUUGUGAUUGCGUCCCUUCUUAUGACAGCUGUAUCGUCACGGAACUUCAGAGACGAAGAUUCGAUAUACGACCUUUUUAUCGUCAAUUGGAUGAAGUUAUGGGGCGGAAUCGGUGUCAUGAUAGAACGCAUCACAGUGCCCGGCCUCAUCAGCAGUGGUCUUUCGAAGUUGUUUUACAGACCGCCAGUCAAUCCCGGAGCGGGAUACGAGCAUGUCCCUCAAUCUCUCAAAGACCUGGUGGAGCUUUGUCCAAAUGCUGAAGGCCAUGCGAUCUACCACGAGACACUACGCUAUCUGGGUGCGCUGUAUCACACCUUGAAAGAUGGACUAAGUCCAAUGAUGAGAUUAAGGAUCAUAACAUGGGUUACCUUUAUCCCGAAAGAAUUCGUCGAACUUGCGUUGGAAAGACGCUGGAGAGCCUUGGUGAUUGUGGCGCAUUAUGCUGUAUUCAUGAAACUCACGACUCGGGUAUGGUGGAUGGAGAAUGUCGGUCAAAGAUCUAUUCAGGAUUUAGUGACCGCUCUUGGCCCCCAGAGAUCCUCUGAUAUUCAAGUGCCAAUCGCCGCGAAGGACAUUGACGAUCCUGAUCAGAUUGGCCGUUUACUGUUGAGCGAUGAAACUUGGGUACACGAACCAUCAACCAGGGCGUUCACCCCGGAAGAAAUGCUAUAUGACAGUGCUCGGGAUACUUUCGUUGACGAUAAAGGACGAGCCACCAUAGCAGAGAAUCCUGAUCUCGUUUUUAACGAAACUAUGCCAGGAGGGGUUGAUGUCGCACUCUGGCGCAGUGACCUCAGGGGCCAGCAGAUGUGA
Molecule: messenger RNA, 1803 nt
Organism: Akanthomyces muscarius
Lineage: Eukaryota; Fungi; Ascomycota; Sordariomycetes; Hypocreales; Cordycipitaceae
Exons: 1
Coding region: 1-1803 (600 amino acids)
Biological process (GO): regulation of transcription by RNA polymerase II
Molecular function (GO): DNA-binding transcription factor activity, RNA polymerase II-specific; zinc ion binding
Source: RefSeq, a predicted model, not a curated record